CCUAAACACUGCAAUAUACAAUCUUACUCAAGGAACAGUUUUAUAGUUAAUCACACCAAGUUAAUAGUAAACUGUAAUAGUAAUGGAUGUAAACUUAGGUAACUUGGAAGAAGAGGCGUUGAAGCGAAAACAGCGUCUUCGACAACUGAAACAGAAGCAAUCAACCCACCACGACGAACCAACAUUUUGCAAUAUCGCUGCUGAAGAAGGUGCUUGCGUUCCUAAACCAAUAUUUCGGAAUUAUGAGCCCGUAAGCGAUCAAAUCAAUGACCUGAAGGAAAUCAGUGCUGUAAAUGUUGUGGAUGUGGGAGUUGGCUUACAACUUGAGAUGAUGAAAACUCCAAUCGUUAUUGAAGAGAUUGAUAUUGCUAAUUUAGCACCACGUAAACCUGACUGGGAUCUGAAAAGAGAUGUUUCUAAGAAGUUGGAAAAGCUUGACCGUAGAACACAGAAAGCGAUAGCUUCGUUAAUAAGGGAGAGGCUAAGGUCUGCACAAGAUCAAAACAUACUCCUAGCUGUUAAUAUAGGGACAAUCAACGGUGGAGCAACCGAAUAAAACUUGAAAGAGCGAGAAUAAAAGCAACGGCGAG
Molecule: messenger RNA, 590 nt
Organism: Anopheles cruzii
Lineage: Eukaryota; Metazoa; Arthropoda; Insecta; Diptera; Culicidae
Product: coiled-coil domain-containing protein 12
Exons: 2
Coding region: 83-556 (157 amino acids)
Cellular component (GO): U2-type spliceosomal complex; post-mRNA release spliceosomal complex
Source: RefSeq, a predicted model, not a curated record